AUGAAUGGGAAAGUUUUUGGCAAAAUAUCGGAAGGGAUAAAACCCUAUAUGUGGAAAAGUAAUUAUUACUUUUUAAACUCGUAUAAAAAUUAUACAAAUGCUUUAGCGUGUUUAUCAAAAAGAUAUUUCGCAAGUAAUACCGAUAAUAAAUUAAUUUUAAAUAAAAAAAAAGACACUUAUAAAUAUUAUGAUGAUAAAUUAAGAGAAGACAUAACCCCUGUGAACUUAGUUAAAAGUUUACCAACCCUAAAUCACUAUGUCAGCAUUCUUGAUAUGACUAAAUUUUCUAUAAAAUACAUUUUGAGUUAUCGUUUUUUUUUUAUUUAUAUGGCUAGAACGACAUUUCAGGCUGUUCGCCCACUUAUGGCUUUUUGUGUUUUUGGCGAAAUGAUGAAAUUAGUUCUUGCAACCAUGACAAGUGGUGUAUUUGCGUUUUUCUUUUCUUUUGUUUUAGCAUUUGAAGUAUUAUAUUUUUUUUUACAGUGUUAUAUUUCAUACACAUUUUUAACAAUGUUUUUUGAUGUUAUGUUUUAA
Molecule: messenger RNA, 534 nt
Organism: Plasmodium berghei ANKA
Lineage: Eukaryota; Apicomplexa; Aconoidasida; Haemosporida; Plasmodiidae
Product: ATP synthase F0 subunit a-like protein, putative
Exons: 4
Coding region: 1-534 (177 amino acids)
Source: RefSeq, a predicted model, not a curated record